This is a messenger RNA of Jaminaea rosea, 951 nucleotides long. RefSeq lists its product as hypothetical. Gene Ontology annotation, molecular function: glutathione transferase activity. NCBI's taxonomy places the organism in Eukaryota, Fungi, Basidiomycota, Exobasidiomycetes, Microstromatales. Gene Ontology annotation, biological process: glutathione metabolic process. The record is from RefSeq and is a predicted model, not a curated record. The coding region runs from base 1 to 951 and encodes 316 amino acids. The transcript is spliced from 2 exons.
AUGGCGCGUGACACGCCGUGGAGAGGAGCAUCGCAUCACCUUCGUCUUUGGCCUCCACAUACGAGCGACGCAUACGAGGAGGCGAGGCGCGAGCGCAACCACUUCCGUCCUAGCUACCACCAACAGGACGAAAUGGCGCCCAAGUACACUCUCCACUACUGGCCGCAGAUCCCCGGUCGGGGCGAGUAUAUCCGCCUAGCCUUCGAGUACAGCGACGUUCCCUACGCAGAGAACAAUGAUGUGACCAAGCUGCAAGCCUUGCUCGACGAAUCAGCCCCCACCGGCUCGCCCCACCAUUUCGCCCUUCCCCUCCUCGAAAUCACAGAAGGCUCACAACGCCAGCUCAUCUCUCAGACGCCGGCCAUUCUCCUCUACCUCAGCCAGCAGAUCCCCCGGCUCUACAACUCCCAGACAGAAGCCAAGAGCGCAACCGCGACCGCGACCGCGACCGCGACGACGCACAUCCACACGCACCAGGUCCUCCUCACCGUACUCGAUCUGAGCAACGAGGUGCACGAUACGCAUCACCCCAUAGGCGCGGGGCUCUACUACGAAGAUCAAAAGCCCGAAGCGGCUCGUCGUGCUCGCGAUCUGCGGGAGGAACGUUUGCCCAAGUUCCUCACGUACUUUGACCAGCUGCUCACCAACUUGGAGGGGAGAGUGGCCAUCAAGGGUCAGACGACCGUUGCUGACCUGGCACUGUGGCAGGUGCUCGAGGGGCUCAACUUUGCUUUCCCCCAGUGGUGCAAGAGGGCAAGGGAGGCCGGGCAGUACGCGAAGGUGUGGGAGUUUCAGAGGAGCGUGGGGGAGGAGGACAGGAUCAAGGCGUAUGUGGAGAGUGGGAGGAGGAAGCCAUUCAGCGAUGGGCUCUUCCGACAUUACCCUGAGCUCGAUGCUGCUGAGGGCGAGGGCGAGGGCGAAGGCGAGACGAAGAAGCGCCGAGUCGAGUAG